Molecule: messenger RNA, 3419 nt
Organism: Durusdinium trenchii
Lineage: Eukaryota; Dinophyceae; Suessiales; Symbiodiniaceae
Source: the annotation of a GenBank genome assembly
ACAAAACUCUCCAAUUCACUCGACUCUGCAAUUCAACCGCAGACCGCAGGAGGUUGGACUCCAUGGCAGCCGUCGCCUUGUCUCCGCCGAUUGCCAUCACGUCGGUCUCAGGAGUCUUGAGCCUGCUGGAAGAGCAAGAAAACCAGCUGCAAUGUGCUGCACUACAGCGAUUGAAUGAGGUGGUAGACCAGUUCUGGCACGAAAUUGCAGACUACCUCAAUGAAAUAGAGACUUUGUACGAGGAUCCGGCCUUCUCUGGUCGUGAAAUGGCUGCCCUGGUGGCUUCCAAGGUCUUCUACCACUUAGAAGAGUACGACGAUGCCUUAAGAUUGGCCUUGGGUGCAGGACAACUCUUCGAUCUCUCACAGCGGACUGAAUACGUGGAGAAGAUUGUGGCCGUGGCCAUUGAUGAAUAUGUGAAGCUCCGAGCAGAGAAUUUUGAGCUGGAGAUGAAGAAGAAGGAUCCCGUGCCGAUUGACUCCAGACUGGAGGAUGUCGUGAACCGCAUGUUCUUGCGCUGCCUGGAGGACAAGGCCUUCAAGCAGGGUCUAGGGAUGGCGCUGGAGACUCGCCGGAUCGACAAGGUGACCGAGUUCGUGAUGAAAAGCGAGAACCUCUCUGAGAUGCUCGAGUAUGCGCAGCUUAGUGCCAUGACACUCCUGACUUCAAAAGCCUUUAGAGAGCGUGUUCUGCAGGCCCUCGUAGAGAUCCACACCUCUGUGAAGGAUGUAAAUCUCAGUGCACUGGCACAGUGCUACUUCAUCUUAGGAGAGCCAGAAGAGGUGGCAAAGAUUCUGAAGGAGCUUCUUGCGAAGCCAGACAAGGACGGGCGCUUGCUGGCAUGUCAGAUUGGCUUUGAUAUUGUGGACAAUGAGAGCCAGCACUUCUGCAAUGCCUUAUUGUCCUCCCCGCUCCUGAAAAUCAAGGAACCUCCUCCACCCCCUCCAGCACCUGUUGAAGCUGCAGAAGCUGCUGCAGCACCUGCAGAAGGUGCGCCCGCUGCCGACGCAUCUGCUGAGCCUGCGCCAGCUGCACCAGCUGCACCAGCUGCAGAAGCACCUGCAGAGCCCGUGCCAGAAGAGGGCCCGGAGAUGACAGAUCAGGAAAAGGAGGACCUGACUCUGAUUCGGAAGAUCCUCUCCGGCCGAUCCUCGAUUGACUUGCAGAUGGAAUUCCUGUACCGGAACAACCGGUCCGAUCUCCUCCUUUUAGACACCAUCAAGAAUUCGAUUGAUACCAAGAACUCCAUCACUCACAGUGGCACUGUCAUGGCACAUGGCCUGAUGCAAUGUGGAACCACGAGUGACGUGUUUCUUCGCAAAAACCUGGAAUGGCUGGCCAAGGCUUCCAACUGGGCCAAAUUCAGCGCGACGGCCUCCUUAGGUGUCAUUCACAAGGGACACAUCAAGGAAUCAAGGUCAAUCCUGAGCACAUACCUGCCGCAACAAGGAGGCACCCGAAGCAGCCCAUAUUCUGAAGGUGGUGCACUCUAUGGAAUGGGCCUGAUUCAUGCGAACCACUAUGAUCAAGAAACGAAGGCCUAUUUGUUGGAACAGUUGCACAACGCCCAGGCGACAGAGGUCUUGCAACAUGGUGCUUGUUUGGGCCUUGGCCUUCUUUGCAUGGCAACAGCCGAUGAGCGAAUCUAUGAUGAGCUCACACAGACUUUGUACACAGACACAGCUGUCGCUGGCGAAGCUGCAGCAUAUGCCAUUGGUCUGGUCAUGGUUGGAUCUGCAUCGCAGAAGGCCAUUGACGAGCUUCGGGCAUAUGCCCACGACACGCAGCACGAGAAGAUCAUCCGCGCUUGUGCCCUUGCAUUGGCGAUGAUGAUGUUCCGAAAGGAGGAAGAGGCGGAGCCCUUGAUCCAGGAGAUGCUCUUGGACAAGGACGCGAUUCUUCGCUAUGGUGGGUGCUUCGCUAUUGCUCUUGCCUACGUGGGCACCUCGCAGAACGCAGCCAUCCGAAAGCUUUUGCACAUUUCCGUGUCAGAUGUCUCAGACGAUGUGCGCCGAGCUGCAGUCAUGGCGUUAGGUUUUGUGAUGUGCAACGUGCCAGAGCAACUUCCUGGUGUAGUGAAGUUACUAGCAGAGAGCUACAAUCCACACGUACGCUAUGCCGCAGCUAUGGCACUUGGAAUUGCUUGUGCUGGCACAGCACUGCUUGAGGCGCACAAUCUUCUGCAGCCACUCAUGUCUGAUCCUUCGGACUUUGUCAGGCAAGGAGCUAUCAUUGCCAUGGGCUUGCUCUACAUGCAGACUUCUCCGGGAAAGACGGAGCGUGUGAAGGAAUUCAGGGACAAGCUGCAGAAAGUCAUUGGAGACAAGCACGAGGAUGUCAUGACUCGCUUUGGAGCGAUUCUGGCCCAUGGAAUCAUGGAUGCUGGUGGGCGAAAUUCCUGCGCAUCACUCUUCUCCAAGUCCGGGGUGCUGCGCCGUGGUGCGGCCAUCGGAUUCUGUUUGUUCACGCAGAUGUGGUACUGGUUCCCUCUGAUCCACAUGUUCUCGCUCACCUUGACACCAACAGCAUUGAUUGGCAUCACGGAUAAGCUGAAGAUUCCCAAGAACUUUUCAGUCAAAAGCGGGGCACGGCCUUCAAUUUUUGCGUAUCCUGAGCCCUUGCAGCCUCCAAAGAAGGAGGAGACCGCCAAAGCGGCCACUGCGGUGCUCUCGACCGCUGCCAAAGCAAAGCAGUUGAAGGAAAAGAAGGAGAAGGAGGCCAAUGAGCUCAAGAAGGCCUCUUCCAGUGCUGACGUGGACAUGGAUGACAAGGCCUCGAUUGGUGGCUCGGUCGCUGAAGGCGCAGCCAGUUCAGUGCGAGGAGCCGACAUCGUCUCGGUGGCAGCUGCACCUGGCACCACAGUGGUGGGCUCUGCGGCCACCGAGUCGGUGGCGGCCAGCGACCUGGGGAGCGAGAUGAUGGAGGCUCCAGAGCGGGAUCCGGAGCAGGUUGAUGAGCAGGCCGUGGCAACAGAGAAGGUGAAGGAACCCAAGAUUGAAGAGAAUAAGGCUGAGGCCGCUCCAGAGCAGAAGGAGGAGAAGAAGGAAGAGAAGAAAGAAGAACCUGAGCCCACUGAAGAAAUCCUCAGCAAUCCGUGCCGAGUACUAAAAGGGCAGGUGCAGUACAUCUCUUUUCCCAAGGAGAUUGACGGCCAGCCAGUGCGGUAUACGCCUCUCCUGGAAAGCAGGAAGCAAGGCUUCCUUUUGCUUCGAGACCUUCGGCCAGAGGAGCCAGAGGACCUGGUUUUGGAGAAUGAGAAGAAGGAAGAAACCGAGGAGAAAAAGGAAGAGGGCGAGAAGGCGCCCGAUCCUCCAGCCACAACUGCAGACGAAUGAGCAGCGCUGCAGCACCAAAUUCUUUGGUCACCUCAUUCUCUCCUCAAGGCAUUUUGCCGUGUAGCAUUGGUUUUGGAACGUGAG